GACACCCCCGCUGCCGCCGCGGGGACUACACGUCCCAGGGGCUCCCCGCGGCCGGGCGGUGGCGCGGGGCAUUCUGGGAGUUGUAGUCCACGCCUGGACAGACCCUUUGCCCGCGACGCGGUUCCUCCUUCCUCCCCGCACUACAUCUCCCGUCGGCCGCCGCGGCGGGCCCGGGGUCCCUCGGCGGAGACAUUUGCGAGCCGAGUGUCUCCAAGAUGGCGGCGUGGGGAAGGAGGCGCGCUGGCCCCGGCAGCACCAACAGCGGUGGCGGCCGGGAGAGGGUCACCUUGUCCUCCACGGACUGUUACAUCGUGCACGAGAUCUACAACGGAGAAAACGCUCAGGACCAGUUUGAGUACGAGCUGGAGCAGGCCCUGGAGGCUCAGUACAAGUACAUAGUGAUAGAGCCCACUCGCAUCGGGGACGAGACGGCCCGCUGGAUCACUGUGGGGAACUGCCUGCACAAGACCGCCGUGCUGGCGGGCACGACCUGUCUCUUCACCCCUCUGGCCCUUCCAGUAGAUUAUUCUCACUACAUCUCCCUGCCAGCUGGCGUGCUGAGCGUGGCUUGCUGCACCCUCUACGGGAUCUCCUGGCAGUUUGAUCCCUGCUGCAAGUACCAAGUGGAGUACGACGCCUAUAAACUUUCCCGCCUGCCCCUGCAUACACUCACCUCCUCCACCCCCGUGGUGCUGGUGAGGAAGGACGACCUGCACAGAAAGAGACUGCACAACACGAUAGCACUCGCUGCCCUGGUGUACUGUGUAAAGAAGAUCUAUGAACUCUAUGCUGUAUGACUCCAGCAGGGAAGAGAGCAGCCCGCAAAGACGAGUGGAUUAAGGCUCCCACAGUAACGUUUUGGUUUUCCUCUUUGAGAAGCGGUGGAGACUGGGAAGGAGCUGGUUUCAUGGAGCUGUUGUUUUUGCAGAGAACACAUCACUGGUGCACCAAGGUUUUUCAGUUCUUCGUUACACUUAGGAAUGUGGAUGUGUGGUGACUUGAGAGCAGGAUGUCAGGCCAGGGGAGUCCGAUCCAGCAGGGGAAUGUUGAUGAAAGAAAGCAAGCUAGAAAAAAAAAAAAAGGGGUGUGAGAGCUUUUUUUUUUCUUUUUGUUUUUUUUUUCUUUUUUUGGGAAACAUUUAAGUAUAUUGUUUAAUUGUAUUACACAGAACCAGCCAGAAAUUACCAUUGACCAUUAAAGGAUGAGAAUUUCAAA
Messenger RNA from Calypte anna (Anna's hummingbird), 1215 nucleotides. RefSeq names its product transmembrane protein 11 (gene TMEM11). Bases 216 to 797 code for a protein of 193 amino acids. Gene Ontology annotation, biological process: inner mitochondrial membrane organization. The record is from RefSeq and is a predicted model, not a curated record. Gene Ontology annotation, cellular component: mitochondrial inner membrane. NCBI's taxonomy places the organism in Eukaryota, Metazoa, Chordata, Aves, Apodiformes, Trochilidae. The transcript is spliced from 2 exons.